AUGGCCGUCAAGACGAUAUCCAUCGACGUCGUCUCCGACAUCAAGAACCUCGAGCGCGCGCUCGCGGCGGCGAAGCCCAGGCUCGUGUCGAAGGACACAACCUUCACCACGACCUGGCGACCAUUCUUCCUCAUGCCCCCCGAGAUGUGGCGCAGGGGCGUCGCGUCCGGUGAGUUCCCGCCGGACGCGGAGACCGUCGGCAUCAACAAGCUCGACUACUACCACAGCAAGUUCGGCGGACCCGCGCGCGUGGCGCCCAUGGUCGAGCGCCUCGCCGGGAUCAUGCGAUCGCUCGACGUCGAGUACAACAUGGACGGAAACACUGGCCCGACCCUGGACGGCCACCGCAUCGCCGCCUACGCCGAGCGCGCGGAGGGCUUGGACAAGCAGAACGCGUUCAUGGAGGAGAUCUUCAAAUCCUACUUCACCAUGGCGCAGGCUCCGUGCGACCCGACGGUGCUCCGGGACGCGGCGAGAAGAGCGGGGCUGGACAUGGACGAGGUCGACAAGGUCCUCGCGACGCCGACGGCGGAGCUCGGGGAAGUUGACGAGCAGCUCCAGAGGUUCGCGAGGGGCGUGAGCGGGGUGCCGUACUUCAUCCUCAGCGACGGUAAGAGGCGGAUUCGGAUGAGCGGCGCGCAGCCGCCGGAGCAGUUCCUCGACGCCCUCGAGCAGCUCGGCGCCAUCGAGGACGCGUGAUUGAUUGACUACGAGAUUGAUCAUCAGCGUCAGGAUCGGUCCAGAGACGAGGCGUCGUUCAGCGCGCGACGUGACGAUUCGACAUCGCGAAAGCGCCCGUACGCACGAGGCGCCGCGACGGAUCGGAUGAAAAAACGCGCGGACGACGUCACCACCCGGACAGACCGAUUCGCGAGUGAAUGACGAAAACCAAAAAUAUCUACAGCACCGGUGGGCGCGGGUACAGCUCCGCGAACGGCUCGUACGGCGGGUCGUAGAACGCCCUCGUGGCGUCCGGGUACCCCUUGCAGUCGCCGUCUGUGCAGAUGUACACGUCCUUCCACAAGCCGUUCACCACCGCGUUCUGCGCGAACUCGUUCUUGUAGAAUAUCGCCCGGCCGUACACG
Molecule: messenger RNA, 1085 nt
Organism: Micromonas commoda
Lineage: Eukaryota; Viridiplantae; Chlorophyta; Mamiellophyceae; Mamiellales; Mamiellaceae
Product: DSBA oxidoreductase
Exons: 2
Coding region: 1-699 (232 amino acids)
Molecular function (GO): oxidoreductase activity
Source: RefSeq, a predicted model, not a curated record